ACAUGAAAACGGGGGUUUAUAAUAUCUUUUUUUUAUUCGUUGUAUAAAUUAUCUUAUUUAUAGUGGAACCACCAAUCCGGUUCAUGGGUUGGUUUCAAGGGACCGUCAACAUUAUUAGAGCGGGCAUAAAUGAUGAUUGUUAGACAUUUAUAUGCUAGAACGAUGUUUUUUUUUCUGCAAGACUUUUAUAACCAAGUCAAUAUAUAUCCUAUAUUAUCAUCAGAAUUAAACAAUUUAAUAGAAAAAGAUGCAAAGACGAUAAUGCUACAUACAAAAGAAAAAACAAAGAGGGACCAUUUGUGUUGUAUUUGGUCUGACAGCCUAAUAAGCUCCACAGCCAGUUUUAUGUCCGCACCCACGGUUCCUUUUGUAUCUCACGAGUACUCUUUGGCCCUCAUUCACUGUUUGUAUAUCUUUUACAUUAUGGUGUUAUACCAUCACAAGAGGCAUAUAAAAAGAGGGACCAGUGUAUAGCGAGACAAAACAUUCGGAUUCGGUCUCCAGAACUAAAUUUCAAGUGGUUGACAUGUACUAUUCGGUUUUCAAAUUGAUUAAACAUAUAUGUAUUGAUCAUUAGCAUUCAAUCCUUAGCUGUUUUAAGUCCAAUAAAUCUUUGGCUUGGUAUUGCACACAUGUUACUAUUAAUGCACUAGUGAAUUGCGACCAUUAGGACACUUUGAUCAAAAUGUGUUCUCUUAAUUCACUCGUCCAGAAAAUUAGGUGAGGUAAGAAGGGCAGAACAACACUUGAAUUGACUGUAUGUCUCUCUCUCUCUCUCUCAACACAAAUAAUGCGCCUAUAAAACAUAGUUGCAUGGGCUCACUUGUUAAUAGGCCUGCAAUGGCAUGAGGCCGUAAUCCACCUGGUAAAAUAUGUUGUACAAAACACUUAAAAAACAAACGUCACACGUACCGCACGUGCCAUCAUAACCUCCUCUCUCUCUCUCCCCAGAUUCACAGCACUUGACAAUGUCGGAAGAUUCCAAACCGAGUCAACUCGGCGGAGGAGAGAGAGCUAAUAGCUCUUUGACUCACCGAGUCAGACGGCGACGAUAAUCUCUUUCACCGAUUCAAUAUCUCCAAAGCAUAACCAUAUUAGAGAUAAUGAGGAACAAGAGUAGCUACAGCUCUCGUCAUUGCCAAAAGAAUCUGAAUCGAUGAAGGCUUCGUGAAUUACUUUACUUCCCUGUGAUGGAUAACAUUGUGGAGGAUACUGAAGAUAAGCAAAUCCUCUGGAAACAACAUAGCAAAUUGAAGCACCCUCUUUUCCUAAGCUGGAGAUAUGAUGUGUUCCCUAGCUUCAGCGGUGAGGACGUCCGCAAAUCAUUCCUCAGCCAUCUUCUCAAGGAGCUCCACCGCAAAUCAAUCAACACAUUCAUAGACCAUGGCAUCGAGAGAAGCCGCCCUAUCGGCCCUGAGCUUUUGUCGGCGAUUAGAGAAUCGAGGAUCUCAAUCGUCGUCUUCUCUAAAAAUUAUGCUUCUUCCAGCUGGUGCUUGAAUGAGUUGGUGGAGAUCUACAAGUCCUUCAAGGAGUUGAAUCAAAUGGUGAUACCUGUUUUCUACGGCCUUGAUCCUUCUCAUGUUAGAAAACAGACUGGAGAGUUCGGCGAGGCCUUUAUGGUUUCCUGCCAGGGCAAAACGGAUGAUGAGAAACAAUGGUGGAUCCAAGCUCUAGCAGAGGUCGCAAACAUGGCUGGGGAGGAUUCUCGGAACUGGAGUGAUGAAUCAAACAUGAUUGAAAGAAUCGCCAACGAUGUUUCCAAUAAGCUUCUCAUUACACCAUCAAAUGAUUUUGGUGAUUUCGUUGGUAUUGAAGCUCACUUAGAAGCAAUGAAUUCAGUGUUGCGCUUGGAUUCUGAGGAUGUGAGAAUGGUGGGGAUUGUGGGGCCUUCAGGGAUUGGUAAGAGUAUCAUAGCGAGAGCUCUUUUCAGCCAUCUCUCUAGCCAAUUCCAUUAUAAAGCUUUCGUAUCUUAUAAGAGAACCAUCCAGGACGACUAUGGCAUGAAGUUGCGUUGGGAAGAACAGUUUCUGUCAGAAAUCCUAUCUCAAAAGGAGGUAAAGCUUUUCCAUUUAGGUGCGGUGGAACAAAGGCUAAAGCACAAGAAAGUUCUUAUCGUUCUUGACGAUGUCGAUGAUGUAGAGCUUUUAAAGACCUUGGUGGGACAAACUGGAUGGUUUGGGCUUGGAAGCAGAAUUGUUGUGAUAACUAAAGAUAAACAACUUCUCAGGCUUCAUAAGAUUGACCUUGUCUAUGAGGUUGAUUACCCAUCUGAAAAUCUGGCUCUACAGAUGUUUUGUCGAUGUAGUUUUGGGCAAAACUCCCCACCUGAUGGUUUCAUGAAGCUAGCUGUUGAAGUUGCAAACCUUGCCGGUAAUCUACCUUUAGGUCUCAACGUCUUGGGUUCUUCUUUAAGAGGAAAGGACAAGGAGGAGUGGAUGGAGUUGUUGCCUAGGCUCCGAGAUGGUCUCGAUGGAAAAAUUGAGAAAACGUUAAGAGUCAGCUACGACGAGCUAGAGUGUAAAGAUCAAGAAGUUUUCCUUUACAUUGCAUGUUUACUCAAUGGUGAAAAAGUCGAUUAUAUCAAGAACUUGCUCGGAGAUAGUGUUGGCAUGGGGCUCAGAAUUCUAGCUGAUAAGUCCCUCAUACGUAUAACACCAUCACGUAGAACUGUAAACAUGCACAGCCUGCUUCAGAAGUUGGGUAAAGAAAUUGUUCGUGCAGAGUCCAUUUACAAUCCUGGAAAACGGCGGUUCUUGGUGGAUUCUAAGGAUAUAUGUGAAGUACUUGCCGAAAAUCUCGGCACAGAGAAUGUGUUAGGAAUGUAUUUCAACACAUCAGAGCUCGAGGAGGCAUUGUUUGUAAACGAAGAAUCGUUCAAAGGAAUGCGUAAUCUCACAUUUCUAAAAGUUUACAAGGAGUGGUCGCGGGAGAGUGGUGAAGGCAGAUUGUGUUUACCUCGGGGCUACGUUUAUUUGCCCCGUAAACUCAGAUUGCUAUAUUGGGAUGAGUAUCCGUUGACGUUUAUGCAUUUCAACUUUAGGGCAGAAAUUCUGGUUAAACUCACAAUGGAGAAUAGUAAGCUUGAGAAGUUGUGGGACGGAGUCCAGCCACUUCGAAGUCUCAAGAAGAUAAGAUUGGAUGGAUCCACAAAGUUGAAAGAAAUUCCUGAUCUGUCAAAUGCCAUCAAUCUCGAAAAAUUGAAUCUCUGGGGAUGCACCUCUUUGAUGACACUUCCUUCCUCUAUUAAGAAUCUCAAUAAACUGAGGAAGGUAUCGAUGGAGGGAUGUACAAAGAUCGAGGCUCUUCCUACUAAUAUCAACUUGGGAUGUCUUGAUUACCUUAAUCUCGGUGGAUGCUCAAGGUUGAGACGUUUUCCUCAAAUUUCGCAGAACAUUUCAGGGCUCAUUUUAGAUGGAACAUCAAUAGAUGAUGAAGAGUCUUCCUACCUUGAGAAUAUCUAUGGGCUUACUAAGCUCGACUGGAAUGGUUGCUCAAUGAGAAGUAUGCCUUUGGAUUUUCGCUCAGAAAAUCUGGUCUAUCUCACAAUGAGAGGUAGUACGCUUGUGAAGUUAUGGGACGGAGUACAGUCACUUGGAAAUCUGGUGAGGCUGGAUCUGUCAGGAUGUGAAAACCUGAAUUUUUUUCCAGAUCUUUCAGAGGCUACCACUCUUGAUCAUUUGGAACUCAACGAUUGCAAAAGUUUAGUGGUACUUCCUUCUUCAAUUCAGAAUCUCAAGAAACUGACGCGGUUGGAAAUGCAAGGAUGCACAAAGCUAAAAGUUCUUCCAACUGACGUCAACUUGGAAUCUUUAAAGUACCUCGAUCUCAUAGGAUGCUCAAAUUUAAAAAGUUUCCCUCGGAUUUCAAGGAACGUAUCAGAGCUCUAUCUUAACGGAACUGCGAUAGAAGAAGACAAAGAUUGUUUCUUCAUUGGGAAUAUGCAUGGGCUCACCGAACUCGUUUGGAGUUAUUGCUCGAUGAAAUAUUUACCUUCUAGCUUCUGCGCAGAAUCUCUCGUUAAAUUCUCUGUGCCAGGUAGCAAGCUUGAGAAGCUUUGGGAAGGAAUCCAGUCGCUUGGAAGUCUGAGGACGAUAGAUUUGUCUGGUUGUCAAAGCCUAAAAGAAAUUCCAGAUCUUUCAACAGCCACCAGUCUCGAGUACCUGGAUCUCACAGAUUGCAAAAGUUUGGUGAUGCUUCCGUCAUCAAUUCGGAAUCUCAAAAAACUGGUGGAUUUGAAGAUGGAAGGAUGCACAGGGCUCGAAGUUCUUCCAAAUGAUGUUAACUUGGUAUCUCUUAAUCAGUACUUCAAUCUUAGUGGAUGCUCACGGUUGAGAAGUUUUCCUCAGAUUUCAACGAGUAUUGUAUAUCUCCAUCUAGACUACACUGCAAUUGAAGAAGUUCCUUCUUGGAUUGAGAAUAUAUCUGGCCUGAGUACACUAACAAUGAGAGGUUGCAAGAAGUUGAAGAAAGUCGCGUCAAACAGUUUUAAAUUGAAAAGUCUUCUGGAUAUAGACUUUUCAAGUUGUGAAGGGGUCAGAACAUUCAGUGAUGAUGCAAGUGUGGUGACAAGCAACAAUGAAGCUCACCAACCAGUGACUGAGGAGGCUACCUUUCAUCUUGGACACUCAACAAUAAGUGCAAAGAAUCGUGCAUCUCUCCGGAGUGUAUCUCCGUCGUUUUUCAAUCCAAUGAGUUGCUUGAAAUUCCAAAAUUGCUUCAAUCUGGACCAAGAUGCACGGAAACUCAUCCUACAGUCAGGUUUCAAGCAUGCAGUCUUACCAGGUAAGGAAGUUCAUCCUUAUUUCAGGGAUCAAGCUUGCGGAACUUCGCUAACAAUAUCUUUGCAUGAGAGCUCUCUUUCUCUACAAUUCUUGCAAUUCAAGGCUUGCAUCUUGCUUGAACCUCCAACUGGCUACCCCAGUUAUCGUUAUGCAUGCAUUGGGGUAUGGUGGUACUUUAGAGGCGAGAGAAACAUCCAUAAUGUUUGCAUUGACGUUGACCUGUGUAACGUGGCUCAUCUAGUUGUGUUCCACUUUGAGGUAUGUCUUCCAAAAGAAGUCAACUGUCAUCCAUCUGAACUGGACUACAACGAUAUGGUAUUCGAAUUUGAGUCUAAGUCAGAGCAUAGGAUAAAAGGAUGCGGAGUACGGCUCAUAAAUGUAUCUCCAUCUGAGGAUGGAAGUUGUACAAGCUCGGAAACUCAGUACAAACAACAGUGUGGAGAAAGUGACAUGGAGAAUGGGAGAAGCAAGAAGCGAUUGGGGAUACUUUAUUGUUGUUUUUAUGCAGAUGGCAUUGACAUCGGAAAAAUCUUCCAAGUUACUACGUGGCAGUGACACACUCGUAUGCGAUAUUCACCAAUUCGAAUUCGGAGCUUAUUAGAGUAAUGGUUUACGUUUGGUUCAAUGUAUAGUUGGUUAGCUCAUUCCAGUUAACUCAAGUCUAUAUAAAGUGCAUUGUAACAGAACGUUAAGCUGAAUAACAGAAUCAUUUCAUCAA
Brassica rapa (field mustard) is the source of this 5499-nucleotide messenger RNA. Its product is annotated as disease resistance protein RPP4. Gene Ontology annotation, molecular function: ADP binding. Gene Ontology annotation, biological process: defense response; signal transduction. Lineage: Eukaryota; Viridiplantae; Streptophyta; Magnoliopsida; Brassicales; Brassicaceae. The record is from RefSeq and is a predicted model, not a curated record.